AUGAGGCGAACGACUCGCAAGAGCUCUUUCCUAACAGUCCGAGAUCUUUUGGAUACAACCAGUAGUGAUGAAAGCAAUGAAUCCCCGCCCUCUUCAAGUUCUACUCCAACAACUGAGGAAACCAAGCCAUCUCCCAAGCCUAAAUCCGCACCACCUCAUGGAGAAUUGAAAUUAGGUUCCACAUCUCUUAUUGAUGAUCCGCAAUCCGAUCAGUCUCAUACACCUGCUCCUUACUUUCAAAACAAUCACUGCCAAGGUCCAGCAUACAUAAACUACAAUUUUUUAAACUCACAGAACAAUGUCGAAAUCGGGAAAAAGCGGAAACGUGUUGAAAUGUCUCAUAGGCGAGCAUUUCAAGUUCCACAACCACUUCCGAGACGUGAGAGGGAAAGACGCAACGAUACUUGCGAAUUUUGUGGAAAAGUGUUUAAAAACUGCUCUAACCUCACGGUUCAUCGGCGAAGUCAUACAGGGGAGAAACCAUAUAAGUGUGAACUAUGCAGCUAUGCAUGCGCUCAAUCUUCAAAGUUGACACGACACAUGAAGACGCAUGAAAAAGAUGGUCGACCUAGUCAUCGGUGUCGGUACUGCCAGACGCCAUUUAUUGUUCCUUCGACAUUGGAGAAACACAUGAGACGUUGUGGAGCAAAUUUCAGGCAUGAGGGAAGAUUUCCUUCCAACCAAGAGCCAAUCAUGCUAGCACCUCAUCAACAGCAAUCCGUUAAUCCUGCUCAAGAUUCCUCCGCAUUGGGAUGGGCCCUCUCAAACUCCUUACCAAACAUUCUUCCACCUUGGUGCUACUCAAUUCUUUCAUCCCUAGCGGUUCCAAAUCCGUCGACUACAACUACUCAGUCACCACCCUCACAUCCUAGUCUUAUGUCAGGACGAUUUGUCUAG
Messenger RNA from Rodentolepis nana, 897 nucleotides. The record is from the annotation of a GenBank genome assembly. Lineage: Eukaryota; Metazoa; Platyhelminthes; Cestoda; Cyclophyllidea; Hymenolepididae.